AUGGCUGAAGAUGCCGCCAGUGGUGGUUGGAGCACCAUCGAAUCCGACGAAGGUGUCUUCACCUCUCUGAUCGAACAGCUGGGAGUCAAGGACGUGCAGGUUGAAGAGCUGUUCUCACUCAACGCAGACUGGAUCCGUGCUUUGAGUCCUGCAUACGGCGUCAUCUUCCUCUUCAAGUGGAUCGGGCAAGGGUCGGAAAGCAAGGGCACGCCUCAAGACGGCUCAUACGAUCGUGCCGCAGUCGAGGACGAGGGACUCUUCUUUGCGGCCCAGACAAUCCAGAACGCCUGUGGCACCCAAGCCAUCCUCUCGGUGGUUUUGAACAAUGACAAAUCUGUCGAUGCGUCUUCGUCUGGGGCGGAUGCGGCAACGGGGGCAAGAAUUGAUAUCGGACCGGCGCUACAAGAGUUCAAGGACUUCACGACCGGGUUCGAUGCAGGGCUUAGGGGAGAGUCGCUCUCAAACUCGGAAAUGAUCCGAACUGUGCACAACAGCUUUGCAAAGUCUAGUCCAUUUGUUGACGAGACACUGCGUGACCCCAGCGCGGGAUCCGAGGACGUCUUCCACUUUAUUGCUUACACACGUUAUCACGGCAAAUUGUAUGAACUCGAUGGACUCCAACCCUACCCCAUCUCACACGGCGACUGCACCGAUGACGAAUUCCCGGACAAGAUCAUGUCUGUGCUGCAGAGAAGGAUUGCCAGAUACCCAGAAGAUGAGAUCCGCUUCAACCUCAUGGUGGUGUGCCAAGACCAGAGGAUCAAGUGGCGCGACCUCGACGAACCCGACAUGCUCGCCGAAGAGGAACGUAAGCGAGCCAAGUGGGAUUUUGAGAACGCGCUCCGGCGGCAUAACUUUGUCCGAUUUACGGAUGAGGUGCUCAAGGGAGUGGUCAAGAUGAAGGUCAAGGACGGAUCCUAUGAUGCCUGGAUAGAGGGUGCCAAAAAGGCGACAGAGAAGCGGAUAAGGGAACGACGGAACCAAGCUGGGGGCUGA
Molecule: messenger RNA, 996 nt
Organism: Cladophialophora psammophila CBS 110553
Lineage: Eukaryota; Fungi; Ascomycota; Eurotiomycetes; Chaetothyriales; Herpotrichiellaceae
Product: ubiquitin carboxyl-terminal hydrolase L5
Exons: 3
Coding region: 1-996 (331 amino acids)
Biological process (GO): ubiquitin-dependent protein catabolic process; protein deubiquitination
Cellular component (GO): cytoplasm
Molecular function (GO): cysteine-type deubiquitinase activity
Source: RefSeq, a predicted model, not a curated record